ACGCGUGUGGCGGCAAGUGUGGGACCGAGGCUACGUGCAAUGCGGCUGGUGAAUGCGAGUGCUUGGACGGUUCCACCUUUAACAAUGCGGACAAUACAUGCAGCGGUGCUGUGGACGCGUGUGGCGGCAAGUGUGGGACCGAGGCUACGUGCAAUGCGGCUGGUGAAUGCGAGUGCUUGGACGGUUCCACCUUUAACAAUGCGGACAAUACAUGCAGUGGUGCUGUGGACGCGUGUGGCGGCAAGUGUGGGACCGAGGCUACAUGCAAUGCGGCUGGUGAAUGCGAGUGCUUGGACGGUUCCACCUUCAACAAUGCGGACAAUACAUGCAGUGGUGCUGUGGACGCGUGUGGCGGCAAGUGUGGGACCGAGGCUACGUGCAAUGUGGCUGGUGAAUGCGAGUUCUUGGACGGUUCCACCUUUAACAAUGCGGACAAUACAUGCAGUGGUGCUGUGGACGCGUGUGGCGGCAAGUGUGGGACCGAGGCUACGUGCAAUGCGGCUGGUGAAUGCGAGUGCUUGGACGGUUCCACCUUCAACAAUGCGGACAAUACAUGCAGUGGUGCUGUGGACCCGUGUGCGAGCAUGGAUUGCGGCCUCAAGGGUGGUAUCUGCCAAGUGUCGGGCAAUGGCAUUCUCGAGUGUCUGUGCUCGAAUGGUCUAAAAUUCUACGAAUCCGACAAGUCGUGCUUUGGCCCCUUCCUCCAGACGACAGUGCAGCUGCAGGCGAAUGGCGUCCAGGAGAACGUCAAGUUCACCACCAACGUGCCGGCAGCGCAAGCCAGCGGCACCACCGUGUGCUCCGACCUCACCUCCAGCUCCGGCCUGCGCGGCGACACCAAGAUCAGCAUCCAGUGGAGCUCCUACGGUCUUCAAGGGGCCGGCAUUGGCAUGUGCAAAAGCGUCUCGUUUUACAACAACCCUGGCUGCACGGACAGGCCAGGUCUCACCAUCCCGCGUCCUGCAAAGGAUGGUGAUUCCUUCCACAACACAGACAGGACUGUAAAAGCGAUGGAUUUGCCGGGAUCAGUUGGCUGUGAGAUCACCACGUGUCACAAGGACUGCGGAGCUGCUGGGUGCAUUGUGAAGGACGGCACGCCCCAGUGCCAGUGCCCCUGGGGCUUCGUGUUCAAUGGGGCUCAGAAGAUCUGCAGCGAUAAGACCUUCAAUCCUGCUAACAACCCCUGCAAGACGGGCACACUGAAAUGCGAAAUGAACUCAAUGUGCGUUGUGAAGAACGGGCAGGGGAUGUGCCAGUGCAACAACGGCUACACCAAGACGAACGGCCUCUGCACUGCCAUGUGCAAGCCGGCCUGCCCUGCUAAUGCCCAGUGCUCGGUGGUGGGAGAAAAGGCGCAGUGCCAGUGCAAGGCGGGUUACAAGAUGGACAAGAGCAAGAGGCAGUGCAAAGCCGCAUGUUCAUCUGCCUGCCCUGCUAAUGCCCAGUGCAAGAUGGUGCAAGGAACGCCGCAGUGCCAGUGCAAGCAGGGGUUCAAAAUGGACUGGAGCAAGAACAAGUGCACACCCGCAUGUUCAUCUGCCUGCCCUGAUAAUGCCCAGUGCAAGAUGGUGCAAGGAACGCCGCAGUGCCAGUGCAAGCAGGGGUUCAAAAUGGACUGGAUCAAGAACAAGUGCACACCCAAAUGUCCGGCCGGCUGCCCCGAUAAUGCCCAGUGCAAGAUGGUGCAAGGAAGGGCGCAGUGCCAGUGCAAGCAGGGGUUCAAGAUGGACUGGAGCAAGAACAAGUGCACACGAUUUAAUGUGGCAGGCAUAUGUACGCCCGGCUGCCCCGAUAAUGCCCAGUGCAAGAUGGUGCAAGGAACGCCGCAGUGCCAGUGCAAGCAGGGGUUCAAGAUGGACUGGAGCAAGAACAAGUGCACACCCUUAUGCCCAUCUGCCUGCCCUGAUAACGCCCAGUGCAAGAUGGUGGGAGGAAAGGCGCAGUGCCAGUGCAAGGCAGGGUACAAAAUGAACAAGAACAAGAAUAAGUGCACAU
Molecule: messenger RNA, 1995 nt
Organism: Closterium sp. Naga37s-1
Lineage: Eukaryota; Viridiplantae; Streptophyta; Zygnematophyceae; Desmidiales; Closteriaceae
Source: the annotation of a GenBank genome assembly